AUGGACCACGACUUUGAGAUGCAGCCGCAUGGGGCCCCCGGCCCCGGAAACUCCUCCCGCAGCCACCUGCUGGGCCGCCCAGCCCGCCCCUCUAAGCUCCCCGGCGGGGUGUCACCUCUCAUCCCUGUUCUCAAGAAGACCUUCCAUCUGGAUGCUUUCUCCCCAAGCCACAUCCCACAGGCUUCCAGCCGACCGGGCCUUGGAGCGAGGGCCUGGAGCGAGUCCUCCCAGGAGACUGGCAAGAGCCUGGCAUCCAGGAAGUUCAGUUCCAUCUCCUUAACAGUCCAUCCGCACAGGCAGGCACGGCCCCUGGGCCCCCUGCCUUCUCACUGGGAAGAGCUGUCCAGCCCGGGCAGGGAGGCAGCCACCCACGGAGGAAGGAGGCUGCCCACAGUUGGCUCGUCAUCAGUGACCCUAGUGCCAGGGGACAGGGUCCACUCCGAGGGCCCAGGGAACCCAGGUCUGGCCAAACCCAGCAGGAUGCCCACAGUGGAGAAGCCCCUGGUGAGCUCGUACCUGACCCUACCAUUCCAGUCCCGCUUGGCUCCGAGUCCACCAGGUCCUGCGGGGCCAGGCUCAGUGGGUCCAAGGCACCCCGUUCCAGUGACUGCACACGUUCCUGCCAGAGCUUCUCCAGGAAGAGGCAAACCCCGGUCCAGGGGUAUUCCAAGACCCCGGCUCCAUCUCCAAAGGGCCUCCCCUACCACAGGGCCCGCGAUGGCCAUGGACUUGGCUGCUCUGGAUACAAGGCCACGCACAGCCAGCCGUUUAUCCACAAGGACCACCAACAGACCCGGCUUGACUGUCAACUUGGCUACACCAAAUCCAUCCAGACUGGACACAGGCAUUGAGUCCCCUGAUCUGGAUACCAAUCUGGGCUCGGCCGUGGAUGGGGCUACAGUAGGCACAAGCAAGCCUGGCAGGGGCAUGGACUCGGUAACUCCAGACCCGGACAAGGUGGGCAAAGCCAUAGCCACAGAGGGCAUAGCCAAGCCAAAAUCCACCACAGGGGGUGCAGCCAUGGAACGGGCAGCCCCAGAUCCAGUCAAGCUGGGCACAGCCAGGCCGGACACAGUCAUGCUGGUGAACACAGCCAAGCUGGGUGUGACUACGAAUUCUCCAGCUGUGGAUAUAAGCAGGUUGGUCAUAGCCAUGGGUCCAGCUGUGCCAGUCACCCCAGACCCGGCUGCUGGUGAGACCACACUGGAUGGUGUCAUCAACCUGGCGACAUCAGACGUUGCCACCCAGCCAUCAAUGCUGAGCCGAAGCACAGAUGCAGCCCUGGGCCACCCUACAGCAGAUGCUGCUACGGACUGGGCCGCAGAGCUGGACCGGGCCAGAGAAACCAAAGGGCUCCCGGAGACCAGGACGGACGCAGCCAUGUCAGAGCUGGUGCCUGAGCCCAGGCCUAAACCGGCAGUGCCCAUGAAGCCCGUGGGCAUCAACCCCAACCUGCUGGGCUACAUCGGCAUCGACACCAUCAUCGAGCAGAUGCGCAAGAAGACCAUGAAGACCGGCUUCGACUUCAACAUCAUGGUGGUCGGUCAGAGUGGACUGGGCAAGUCAACACUGGUCAACACCCUCUUCAAAUCCCAAGUGAGCCGCAAGGCCUCCAGCUGGAACCGGGAGGAGAAGAUUCCCAAGACAGUGGAGAUCAAAGCUAUUGGGCAUGUGAUCGAGGAAGGUGGUGUCAAGAUGAAGCUGACUGUCAUUGACACCCCGGGCUUUGGAGACCAGAUCAACAAUGAAAACUGCUGGGAGCCCAUUGAGAAGUACGUCAACGAGCAGUACGAGAAGUUCCUGAAGGAGGAGGUGAACAUCGCCAGGAAGAAACGCAUCCCUGACACCCGCGUCCACUGCUGCCUCUACUUCAUCUCUCCGACCGGACACUCCUUGCGACCUCUCGACCUGGAGUUCAUGAAACACCUCAGCAAAGUUGUGAACAUCAUUCCCGUCAUUGCUAAGGCUGACACCAUGACCCUGGAGGAGAAGUCUGAAUUCAAGCAAAGGGUUCGGAAGGAGCUUGAAGUGAACGGCAUUGAAUUCUACCCCCAGAAGGAAUUUGAUGAGGAUUUGGAGGAUAAGACAGAGAAUGACAAAAUCCGGCAGGAGAGCAUGCCUUUCGCUGUGGUGGGAAGUGACAAGGAGUACCAAGUGAAUGGCAAGCGGGUCCUCGGCAGAAAAACUCCCUGGGGCAUCAUUGAAGUGGAAAACCUCAACCACUGUGAGUUUGCCCUGCUUCGAGACUUUGUCAUCAGGACGCACCUCCAGGACCUCAAGGAAGUGACACACAACAUCCACUAUGAGACCUACAGGGCCAAGCGUCUUAAUGACAAUGGAGGCCUCCCCCCGGGAGAAGGCCUCCUGGGCACUGUCCUUCCACCUGUGCCAGCCACCCCCUGCCCCACUGCCGAAUGA
Messenger RNA from Budorcas taxicolor (takin), 2418 nucleotides. RefSeq names its product septin 3 (gene SEPTIN3). Gene Ontology annotation, cellular component: cell division site; presynaptic cytoskeleton; septin ring. The record is from RefSeq and is a predicted model, not a curated record. The transcript has 11 exons. Gene Ontology annotation, biological process: cytoskeleton-dependent cytokinesis. Gene Ontology annotation, molecular function: GTPase activity; GTP binding; molecular adaptor activity. Bases 1 to 2418 code for a protein of 805 amino acids. NCBI's taxonomy places the organism in Eukaryota, Metazoa, Chordata, Mammalia, Artiodactyla, Bovidae.